AUGUUCACCAGAGGCAUUACUAUCUAUAAUCCUUGGGAUGAGCAAAGAACAAAAAGAAUCUAUAUUGAAGGAAAGGAAUUAAAAGUAACAGCAGAGUCUGUUCAUGACAUGUUAGGCAUACCAAUUGGUGGAACCAAACUUACACAACUGGAUCAAUGGCCUAAGGAUGAUACAAGUUAUGAUGAAUGGAAGCAACAAUUUAAAAAAGAUUCAAUCAUCCGACUGAGUGCAAUAAAAAAUGUUAUUGUUUCUACCACACAAGCUGAUUUCAAUUUCAAAUUGAACUUCUUAGUUCUUUUUGUCAACACUUUUUGCGAGUCAACAUCAAUGGGAAGAUGCAACCUGUUUCCCUUGAGUUAUAUUUCAAGAAAAACAGGUAUCAGCAACAUAGACUGGUGUAGCUAUGUUUUGGACUGUCUUGUCAGAACAAAAAACUCAUACAUACCAUACUCAGAUAACAGCUUCUUUGUUGGACCUUCAGCUUUCUUGGUGUUGUUUUAUGCUGAUAACAUCCACUCUGAAGCUUUAACAGUAACACGUAAACGUCCAACAAUUUGUUAUUGGAGUUCAGAGAAGAUUAGAUAUCGAGAGACAUUUGAACAAGAAAAAGGUAGAUUUGGAGUUGGAGAAUUAAACGAAGAAUUUGUUAAUGAACAAAAUGAAGGAGAUACAGAUCUCGAAGACAGUGAUUCUGAUAAAGAUGAAGAUCAUUCUGUUGAGGCAUAUGAAUCAAAAAUAUCAAAAAUGAUUAAUAGUUUUGAGAGGAUGAAGGAAAAGAUGAAUUCAAAGCUUAAUGAUGCGAUGACAAAGUUCCCUGAAAAGGAAAGUUUUAGAAUUUUCAAAGAAAAGAUGAAAAAUAUGAUUGUUGAAGGAAAAACUGAAAGCACAAAACUUUUUAAUUUUCCAAUUAAUGAAAUUGGAGUUGAAGGAAUCAAUUUGACACCAAUAAUGGGUCAAAAAACAAAUGAUCGAACAGAAAAUGAAGAUAAAGAGGGAAAUGGUGAAGAAGACAGUGAUAAUGGUGCAAGUCAACCAGAAGUAGAUUAUUUGCUUGAUUCAAAUGAAGCAUAUAAUGAAGGAAUGAAGAAUGAUGCAAAUAAGAAUCAAAAAGAAGGUGAAAUUAGAGUAAAAGAGAAAGAUGCAAAGAGGAAUGAAAAUCAGAAUGAUGAAGAAGAAAAAGAUGAUCAUGCUGAGGAAACAAAUAAUCAUGAAGAGACUAUUCAACAAACUAAAAAUCAAAAUUUGUUGGAUAAAGUUGUUGACAACAUUGUGGACACUGUCCUUGGAAUUGGAGUUUCAAGUUUAAAUAGUCAAGAAGAUGAAAUCUGGAAUCACCCUGAAAUGAAAACUAUUUUCGAUAAUAUUCAUAUAGGGUCACUAAUGAGUACAGGUAAAACUAAUACUCUUGCAGAAAAGGAAAAAUCAGAAGGUGUACAUGAACAAGGAACAAAAGUUGAAAAAACAAAGGGAGAUGAUACAGGCAAGGAAAACUCUGAAGAUAGAAAUGAAGGAGGAACGAAAGCUAAGAACACGAAAGAUGGAUGUGAAGAAAAACAAACAGAAAUUGAAAAAGGAAAUGCAGAAGAUAGAGGAAAGAAAAAGUCAGAAAAUCAAAACAAGAAAGGAGAAAAAGCUGACAAGACAAAAGGAAAUAAAGGAGGACCAUCAAAGCAUGAUCUGGAUCAACCAAGAGAGAAGAAGCUUGCUGAUGCUUUCAAAUCACCUUUCAAAUGCAGAAUAACAGACACAAAACCCAAACUGACACAUCAGGAGAGUAUUGUCUGUGAAUGGUUGUUCAAAUUACAAGGUAAUACAUCAGAUGUGGUUGUCCAGAUAAAAUAUGGUCAGAUAGCAGAAAGAGCAGUUAUGAAAAGUCUAUAUGCAAACAUAGAGAUUUUUGGAGAAGUUUUAGACACUUGGUCUGAUUUACUUAACCACCAAGAACUGGAAAGGGAUUUUGGAAAUUCACCAUACAGACUCUUCUUGAAAGUUGGAGUUUCUAAAAAUUUGUUUGUGAAAUACUUUAAAGAAAUAAACCAUCCAAGAGCAAAUGCAAUCUCAAAAGAAAGUAUCAAACCCCAACGACUUAAAAUGUCAUGGAGAACAGUUAAAAACAAAGUUGAUUGUGGGGUCUUUGCAAUGAGACAUAUGGAGACCUAUAUGGGACAACCACUCUCAAAGUGGAAACCAGGUCUUCAUAAAGAAAGUGCAGUUCAACAAACUACUUUAGAGAAGCUCAGGCAAAGAUAUGCACACAUAAUGCUAACUUCUGAAAUUAACAUGUUGAAGGCUAAGGUGUUGGAUCUUGCUGAAAAAUAUCAAAAAGUUGAAUUCAAAGUGCGUAUUGAUCAUGCAUACAAGGCUAUGCAAACAAUUCAAAAAAGGAUAAAAGAAUAUUAA
Molecule: messenger RNA, 2400 nt
Organism: Lactuca saligna
Lineage: Eukaryota; Viridiplantae; Streptophyta; Magnoliopsida; Asterales; Asteraceae
Source: the annotation of a GenBank genome assembly